UAUGACCUGAUCAAAGCUAUUUGUAUAAAUUCUCAUCACAAAUAUAACGACUGCAAUAUUGUCUUACAAAAAUUAGUAAAGCAGAAAUUAAUUAAGUUUUCAGAGUAUUAGCAAAAUGCUAGCCAUUUCUUCUUCUCCUUUGUUUUCUGACCAUUUUGGAUGGCUUUUGGAGGAUCCCAUAAGCCAUCAAUUUAUAAACACUGCCGCAGAAACUUCAGAUAAUUUAUCAUCAUCUCAAACAAGAUUACUUCAACACUGUGAUUCAAAUAAAUUUGAUCAGAUUAUUAAUAAUGGUGAUCAACCUGAUCAGAUGGUUAAGAAACUUAAUCACAAUGCUAGUGAGCGCGAUCGCAGAAAAAAAAUCAAUACCUUAUAUUCUUCUCUUCGUUCUUUGCUUCCAGCUUCUGACCAUACGAAAAAACUAAGCAUUCCAUCGACAAUAUCAAGAGUGCUAAAAUACAUACCAGAGUUACAAAUUGAAGUGGAAAGACUAAUUGAGAAGAAAGAAGAACUUACAUCAAGAACCAUCUCUAAUAAAGAAAAUUCAGCUGAUUUUAACAAGCAAAAAAGAAGAGGAGGAAAUGAGAUCUCUUCAUUAGUAAUUUCAGCAAGUGAAGUAGGUGAUAAAGAAGUAGUAAUUCAGAUAUCUACUUUGAAGAUCAAUAAAUGUUCAUUUGGUGAGGCAGUAUCAGAAUUAGAGGAUGAAGGACUUUCUCUACUAAAUUCAUCUUGUUUUGAAACAUUUGAAGAUAGAGUAUUCUAUACCUUGCAUUUUCAGGUUCAAGGAACAAUGGUGGUUGAGCUUGAUACGUUAAGAGACAAGCUCUCAUCUUAUUUUGAGGAGGACAAGUAAUUACUUCAUUGAAUUUUCCAGUUUCAUUAUUAGAAGGAUUUAACUUCUAUAGAAAGACGUUAUAUUUGCAUCUUUUUUCCUUUUUAUUAUUUUUCCGUAGGAUAGGAUCAACAAAAUAUGUAAAUGUCUUUUUUUAUCUACCCUGUUUUUGUGACAGCCUUCAUUUAUUUUCAAGAAAGAGAUGCAAUAUCCUGUAAUCAUAGACUGGUGACUGUUAAUAUUAAUUAACAAGAUUCUAAAGGCUUUGGACUUUAA
Messenger RNA from Nicotiana tabacum (common tobacco), 1108 nucleotides. RefSeq names its product transcription factor ORG2. NCBI's taxonomy places the organism in Eukaryota, Viridiplantae, Streptophyta, Magnoliopsida, Solanales, Solanaceae. Gene Ontology annotation, molecular function: protein dimerization activity; DNA-binding transcription factor activity, RNA polymerase II-specific; RNA polymerase II transcription regulatory region sequence-specific DNA binding. The record is from RefSeq and is a predicted model, not a curated record. Gene Ontology annotation, biological process: regulation of transcription by RNA polymerase II. Gene Ontology annotation, cellular component: RNA polymerase II transcription regulator complex.